AUGGUAUUCCUGAGGCUCUUAAUUCUGACCAAAGGAUGUUUGAGUGAUCAGGGUCCACUCCAUGAGUGGUCCAACUUGAUCAACAUUCUAACAACACGCCCUUUGAAUAAUGAAUGGACGUUUACCAAACAACAACGAUUAUGGUUUUUGCGAUAUAGUUAUGAAAUGGAAGGAAUGACGAAGACAGUGAAGGUCGGGUGUCCAGGACAAGAGGUCUUAGGAAUACUCUUCGGCCUCCCUCCCUUCCAAGCCACAGACAACCUUGCAGUAAAAGCGGGAUCAAACGAUGAGCUACUCGAACGGAGCCCUUCAAACACUAGUGGAGAUCGAGACAACUGUGAAAGUGGUCAUCGAUCUGUUGGAAAGCAUAGAAUGCUAGAGGCCCGCUUUAUAAGUCUGUGUGUUGCUCAAUCGAACGGUGUUUACAAUGUGAAGGAUCAUGGAGCGACGGGAAAUGGCCAAACCGAUGACACGAAGGCUUUUCAAGCGGCAUGGAAUGCCUCGUGCGCGGCUAACGGGUGGUCGACGAUGCUAGUUCCGGAGGGAUCGUACUUGGUUGGUCCUCUGGCCUUUAAAGGGCCUUGCAAGGGUGUCAAGAGGUUGGAAUUGAGAGGACAACUACUUGCAUCGACUAACCUCAAUGCUUACACAAAUAAUUGGAUUGAUUUCCAAUAUAUAGAUGGACUAAUCGUCUACGGAGGUGGAAUAUUCAAUGGGCAAGGAGCUUUGGCAUGGCCUCACAAUGAAUGCCCUAAGAAAUGGAGUUGCAAGCUCCUUCCUAUGUCGUUGGUGUUUAGUUUCGUUUCGAAUGCAGUUGUUAAGAACAUUUCUUCAAUCGAUAGUAAGCUCUUCCACAUACAUAUAUUUUCAUCGAAGAAUUUGGAGUUUCAGUCCUUGAAGAUUAGUGCUCCGGGGAAUAGCCCUAACACGGAUGGCAUCCACAUAGCUGAUUCCACCAAUAUCACCAUUGCGAAUGCGAUCAUCGGCACCGGCGACGAUUGCAUCUCCAUCGGACCGGGAAACACCAAUUUAACAAUCUUGAAUGUGUUAUGCGGUCCUGGCCAUGGCAUCAGCGUUGGAAGUCUUGGCAAGAACUCGAAUGAGAAAGACGUGGUUGGCUUGACGGUUAGAAAUUGCGCUUUCAAUGGCACAACCAAUGGAUUAAGGAUCAAGACAUGGAAAUCUUCUCCGGUUCCUUUGACGGCUGCUCACUUUGUCUACGAGAACAUCAUCAUGCACAAUGUCUACAACCCCAUCAUCAUAGACCAAGAGUAUUGCCCCUAUGUUUCAUGUGUUGAAAAGGAUCCAUCUCGGGUUCAAAUUCACGAUAUCAAGUUCACAAAUGUGAGGGGAACUUCUUCCUCAAGAGAAGCCAUAAAAUUUGUAUGCAGCCGUUCGGUUCCAUGUGCAAGUGUGGAGUUAAACGACAUCGACCUGCAUUACACUGGCGAUGCGACCGGGAACGCAAUUGCGACAUCAACUUGCCUUAAUAUUCAAGGAAGAUCGAAUGGCAAUGUGAAACCUAGCUCUUGCAUUUAA
Molecule: messenger RNA, 1539 nt
Organism: Zingiber officinale
Lineage: Eukaryota; Viridiplantae; Streptophyta; Magnoliopsida; Zingiberales; Zingiberaceae
Product: exopolygalacturonase-like
Exons: 7
Coding region: 1-1539 (512 amino acids)
Biological process (GO): carbohydrate metabolic process
Molecular function (GO): polygalacturonase activity
Source: RefSeq, a predicted model, not a curated record